Hibiscus syriacus is the source of this 1398-nucleotide messenger RNA. RefSeq names its product squamosa promoter-binding-like protein 8. Gene Ontology annotation, molecular function: DNA binding. Lineage: Eukaryota; Viridiplantae; Streptophyta; Magnoliopsida; Malvales; Malvaceae. The transcript is spliced from 4 exons. The record is from RefSeq and is a predicted model, not a curated record. Gene Ontology annotation, cellular component: nucleus. Bases 201 to 1205 code for a protein of 334 amino acids.
GAGCUUUAAAACAGUAGAGAGGGGGCCUCAUGAACGUUUCCGAAAAAGCAGUCGAGAGCUCAACUGUAGAACUCCAUCCUUGGGAAUAACAAGUUGAGACCAUUAGUUGCAAUCGUACCGACAAACAAAACGUUCCCUUAACCUCGCCGGAACAAGGGAAGACAAAGGGUUGUUUUUUAUCUUUGCAAACUCGGACAAAAAUGUUGGAUUAUGAAUGGGGAAAUCCCACAGCGAUAAUAUUAUCAGGUGAAGACCCUAACCAGGAACCCGACCCAAAUCGUCAGAUUUUCGAUCACUAUGCUACCAACGCCGCGACCCAGCAGCAAUCUUUCAACGAAACUCUCUUUUCCCACCAGCAAAACGCUGUUUUUGGUCACCAAAACCCUUUCCAUAACCCUAACCAAGAUCAAACUCAUCAUAAUACUCAUUCCCAGCCCCACACCUAUCUACACUCCCUGUACGACCCACGCACCUACUCCGGCACGUCUGUUUACUCUGCACCCCACUCUUCUUUGCUCUCCCUGGAUCCUGUUUCCGGCACCGGAGGGAGUGAAGGCGGUUAUUUUCUGGUUCCCAAGACUGAGCAAGUGCCCAGAGCUGUCGACUUUACACCAAGGAUUGGUCUCAACUUAGGUGGCCGUACGUAUUUUUCCUCUGCUGAGGAUGACUUUGUGAACCGGCUUUAUCGCAGGUCUAGACCGGGAGAUCCCAGUUCGACCAACUCCCCUAGAUGCCAAGCCGAGGGUUGCAAUGCCGAUCUUAGCAAUGCUAAGCACUAUCAUCGCCGACAUAAAGUCUGCGAGUUCCAUUCAAAGGCCUCCACCGUCAUCGCCGCCGGCUUGACUCAACGAUUCUGCCAGCAGUGCAGCAGAUUCCAUCUUCUAUCAGAGUUCGACAAUGGAAAACGUAGCUGCCGGAAGAGAUUAGCCGAUCAUAAUCGUCGAAGGCGAAAAUGUCAACAGCAGCAACAACAUCAACCCAAUAAUAAAGAAAACCACGUGAAGUUUGAAAAUUGCCGCAAUUCCUCUGAUAACCACCCGAGGUCACCAGUACCACUGCCGGAUUCUGGAGUUCAGUCCUCCUCAUCAGUAACAGUGGCAGUUUCUCCUCCACGAAUGUCAUUGGAUUAUUUUAGGCAAAGACCAUAUAAUGCAACGGCGUCUUCAUGGUCGUCACCAAGCUCGUUUUUUUUCUCAAGUGGGUGAUUAGUACUGAUAAUAAGUGAGAUUCCAUUGAACAUACAAUGGAGAUUUGAAACAAGUCAAAGAAUUCGCCUUGUGAUUAACAAGUUGAAUCUCCCUAGUGCUGUUAACUUUUUCGUUUUGAAAUUUCAAUGUUUUAUAUCAAGAAUAUUAGUUGGUGUUUGAUUAUACUAUGAGCAUCGACGACUUGGACCAA